AUGUCAGUCAGGACCAUGGUAAGCAGACGACAAGCGAAGCUACUGUACCUGCUAAUUUUCACAUCCGUGUCGACUUUCUCGUUUUUGAUCCUCUUCCGGGACAGCCACAAGCUGCUUCCGCACAACAUACAGUUGAUUUCUGACGACGCCGCCAGCUGGAUGAGACCAGCUGAGCACAUUUCUCAUAAGCGCGGGUUUUUGCUAGACACUCCACAUUGUAAGAUCCCAGACCUGGACCCCCUUGACAUUUCGGUGAUGCAGAAGAUUAAACGUCGCGGGGAGCUGCUUUGUUUUCAGAAAAUAUCCAUAACUUACACGGAAGGAUCGGUACUGAAGUUAAAUAGGACAAAGAUUGAACAAAAAUUAGGGGGAGAUUUCAAAUACUGCCAGUAUCAGCCAAUCAGAAGAGGACCGAAGAACAGCGAUUUUGUCUUUGUAUACGGGGGCGUGAGCAACGCGUUUGAUCACGAUAUCUUGGUGCCUCCAGAAAAUGAGUUCCUGAGGGUUCACUGCUAUAGCCACAGCGAUGGGAAGAUCGCCACAAACUUCCACGCCGUGGUGACUCCCAAAGAAGACGUGGAACAUAGGUCUGACUACCUCUUUAAGCAACAUCUGAAGAAGGUCGCUCCCAAAGAAACGUACAACGUUCAUAUGAUUGGCGUGGAUUCAGUCUCCAGACUCCACUUUAUUCGACAAAUGCAGCAGACACGACAGUUUCUGCACGAAGAACUGCAGGCUUUCGAAAUGUCCGGGUACAAUAAAGUUGCAGAUAAUACAUUCGUCAAUAUCGUCCCUAUGAUGGUCGGGAAAUUCGUCCAUGAAAUGGGGUGGAAUGAAACCAUGUCUGAUCGCCCCUUUGACGAGUACCCGUUUCUGUGGAAAAACUUCUCCAAAGCUGGCUAUCGGACCUUGUACGCCGAAGACGCUCCCAAGAUGGCAAUAUUUGUUUAUGCAAAAGAAGGUUUCCACACACCACCUGCCGACUACUACAACCGUCCGCUGGCGUUGGCGAUGGAGACACAGAGGGACAUCUGGAGCAGGGACCACCAUUGCGUGGCUGACAGGUUGGAAACCACAAUGUUGCUGGAUUACGUCACCGAUUUUUCGCGAGUAUUUAAAAAGAAGCCCCACUUUGGAUUCACCUUCAUAACGAGGCUGACCCAUGACAGUCAAGAGUUAGCCGGAUCUGCUGACUAUGCCUACCUCAAAUUCCUUAAACGAUUUAAAGACGAGGGCCAUUUUAACAAUACUGUGCUUAUCCUUUACAGCGACCACGGCUAUCGUUUCGGCACAAUGCGAUCAUCUUACAUGGGGAAAGUAGAAGAGCGACUCCCUUUCCUUUAUUUAAUUUUCCCUCCCAGUUUCCGUAACAAAUAUCCACAGCUUGUGAAAAAUUUAAGGAUAAAUUCCCGUCGGCUGACAACGCCGUUUGACAUCCACGAAACUUUGAAAGACAUCUUAUAUUUUGACGGCGCUGCCAGGAAAGCUGACAUCUCCAGUAGAGGUAUCAGCUUGUUUAGAGAGAUCCCCGCAGAACGGACUUGUGACCACGCGCAGAUCCUCCCCCAUUGGUGCCUGUGUCUGGAGCAGAAGAGGCUGAAUGCAAACAGCAGACUUGCCAAACUGAUUGGCAAUGCUGUGGUUGACCACAUAAACGCCCAGCUCAUGCCCGUGUCCCACUUGUGCGCUGGUCUCAGACUACAUAACGUCUCCGAAGUUGUUCAGAUGGAGUCCAACGAGAAAGUGCUUCGUUUCUCCGACACUUUCCACGACGUCAUCAACAGAACAGUUGUCUAUGGAGCUAAAACGGAAGCACCAGUGGUGUACCAGGUGACUCUGUCUACUGUACCAGGCCACGCCAUGUUUGAGGCAACCAUGACAUAUGACCCCUCAGUGGAUACGUACAAGUUAGGGGGCGACAUUAGUAGAAUCAAUGCCUACAGUGAUCAGUCUCUCUGUGUGAACAAUUCUUUAUUGAAGAAGUUCUGCUUCUGUCUGGACACUGGCCACUCUCCAGAACAAACCGAGCACUGA
Messenger RNA from Candidula unifasciata, 2034 nucleotides. The record is from the annotation of a GenBank genome assembly. NCBI's taxonomy places the organism in Eukaryota, Metazoa, Mollusca, Gastropoda, Stylommatophora, Geomitridae.